Gryllus bimaculatus (two-spotted cricket) is the source of this 1281-nucleotide messenger RNA. The record is from the annotation of a GenBank genome assembly. Lineage: Eukaryota; Metazoa; Arthropoda; Insecta; Orthoptera; Gryllidae.
AUGCUCCAGAUCUUCUUCACCAGCCGCUCCUCCUCCUCCAGCUUCUCCUGGCGUUUCUCCUGUUGCUUGUCCGCCUCCUCCUCCUCCUCCUCCUCCUCUUCACGGGCAGUCGCCGCCGACGAAGCAGUGGCCGUCGGCGAGAGCGGGGGCCCCCGGCCGCCCGCGCGGGAGGCCCCCUGCUCUUCCCCCGACGGCUCGCCCGUCCCGGUGCCCGUCCCCGUCCCCGCUCCCGGCGCCGCUUCCGCGGUGCUAGUGACGUGGACGCUGCCGCCGCCGUCCGCCCCCGGGGCGUCCACGGGCCGCGUCGGGCGGAUGCCGUGGAAAAAAACGAACGGGCUGACGAAUGAAAAGGGUGGAGCAUCCCUCUCGAUUAACCUCGGCUUAGGGCUGGACCACACAUCGUUGUUCCAGUGGUGGUGGCGUCGCGGAACUCCAGCUCAAGCUCGGGCGCGCGUGCCGACGGAGGGCGGCAUCGGAAGCGCCGGCCGCGGGCGCGGACGCGCGGGCGGCGCGGGGGGCACGCUGGGCGGACCAAGAAACUGCACCGUCGCCCGGCGCGUCGCUCGCCCCGCGCCCGCGCCCGCGCCCCGUGUUGGGACGCGACUCGCUGAUGAGACCGCGCCGCCGCGGAGCGCGUGGCGGCGGGAGGCGGCGGGCCGGCCCGGGGGCGCUAGCGGGGCUGUCGCCGCCUCCUGCGUCGCUUCGCCUGCAACGGAGGAAAUGCGUGUUGAGGGACGCCGCCAGACUCAAGUUCAAGCCACUUUAUGCGAAGAAAUUCUAAAAGAAAGUCUGUGCUCAUUCCAGAAAGAAUGUAUGAAUCGGAAUGUAGAUGGCCGAAUCUGGCAGUCCAGCUGGAAGGAGCUUUUGGUGUGGACAGCAUCACAAGUGCCACCAGCUGGAUGUACUGAAAGUCGUAGUUUCACACUUGUACUACCGAUUCCCAAACGCAACGGCAACGCAAGAGCGGCAAGACAACGGCAGAAGACGAGGCAACGGUGCGACGAGUGCGUCACGGAAGCAACGGCACGGUGCGGCCCGCAGCAGCUUCCUGCUGGCUGGUCUCUCGGCCUCGUCUGCUCGCCCCACGCCGCCUCCGAAGCUCACCGCGGCUGCACGGACGCGCCUCCAAGCACAGUGCGCUUUGCGCAAAAUCCUCCUCUGCUUUUCUCCAGGAAACAACGUGGAUAUUCACGCCCCAGUCCGGAUGACUUCAGCACAGACGAGAGUGCGCUGCUCAGAGAUUUUCGUGUAAGAGAUCUACGAGGAUCUGAAGACGAAUGA